This is a messenger RNA of Saprolegnia diclina VS20, 2444 nucleotides long. Its product is annotated as TKL protein kinase. The transcript has 10 exons. The coding region runs from base 44 to 2326 and encodes 760 amino acids. Lineage: Eukaryota; Oomycota; Saprolegniomycetes; Saprolegniales; Saprolegniaceae. The record is from RefSeq and is a predicted model, not a curated record. Gene Ontology annotation, molecular function: ATP binding; protein kinase activity; protein binding. Gene Ontology annotation, biological process: protein phosphorylation.
GUUCGAACCGUCGAGCGAUGCUGCAUUCGACCAUUCGACGCAGAUGCACCGCCACGCAGUCGCCUGGAGCUUGCUUUUUGCGGUCGCUGUCGACGCCGCCGUGACCAUCUGGGGCGUCCUCGGCAACCGCCUCCCGCGCACGGUCACGCAGCGCACGUUCACGACCGACUGCGGCAAUGUCAACUUCACCUACCCGUCGACGUGGGCGCCGCUCUUGUCGCCGACCUGCAUUUGGCAUCCGCUCGGCCGCGUCUCGCGCGCCGCGAUGGAGAAGCGGCGCAACGGCAUGAACUCGACGGUCGCGGGCCUCAUGACGAUCAUGAACGGCCUCGAUGUCAAUUUUUCAGACAACAACCGCGUCGACCACAUCGAGAGCCUCCCAAGCACCGUCGCCACCAUUGUGCUGGACGACCUCGGGAUUCAAACGCUGAACCCGAGUCUCGCGUUGGACUUUGCCGGCGACGUCAUCUCGGCCACGACCUUGCAAAUGGGCAACAACUCGAUUCGCUCCAUCGACAACAUUGCGUUUCCACCGACGCUCAAAACACUGAGCCUCCAGAACAACUCGAUUUCGAAACUGGGCAAAGUCAACGCCAAGAACCUCGCGGCCCUCGUCUUGGACCGCAACCAGAUCCGCACUCUCGAUGGCACCGACAGCCUACCAUGGAACCUCGAGGGCCUCUUUAUGUCCGACAACAAGCUCGAGACACUCCGCGAUAUCGCAUUUCCACACAUGUUGGUGACCAUUGACGUUGGCGGCAACCGCAUUUCGCGCAUCGAUGACGUCACGUGGCCGCCCCUCCUCUUACACCUGAAUCUGUCAUCGAAUGGCCUCUUGAGCCUUGACAACGUCACAUUUCCGUCGUCGCUUGGCUACUUGGAGCUCGUGGACAAUGGCAUCACAGAGAUUCGCGCCAACUUUCCCGCCGCGCUCCAAACACUCUGUCUGGCGCGCAACAACAUUAGCGCGUUCUACGCCAAUGCGUCGCAGUUCCAGCUGCUAUCGAAUCUCGCCAACAACUCGACCGCCCUCUCGUACAUCAACCACGUCGACGGUGCGGGACGCUUCACCGGCGCCGGUCCUUGCGACAUCUUUCUGAGCACGACGACGACCAACGUCUCGUGCGUCGGCCACGUGCGCACCGAGCUGCUCUGGAAUACGUUUCCGAUUUGUAUACUCCCCGACACGAGGUAUCCGCUGCCGCCGCUGUCCCCUGUAGGCGGCGACGCCACGAGCCUCAUCAGCAUCAUCGCGGGUCUCCUCUUUGCGUUGCUACUGCUCGUGGCGCUUGGCGUGUUCUACAAGCGGCGCCAAACCCGGACCUCGAAGUGGCUCUUCAGCACGACCGACCGCAGCAGCGACCUCGAAGCUGCGAUUCUCGAUCGCGCGGCCGCAGUUGCCAACGACGUGCGCUUUGACGCGCGGUUUCACGGCGCCAUCAUCCCCGCGCAGUCCAUUCUGCACAAGGCGGUGGUCGCCAAGGGCGGGUACGGCGUCGUGUACGUCGCCACCUUGGUGCUGCGCGGGCGUGAGACCAAGGUCGCAAUGAAGCGGCUCCGGCCCGAGCGCGCCGACGACACGGCCGCCGUCGAAGCCUUUAUGGACGAGAUCCGGCUCAUGAGCCAGCUCGAGCACCCCAACGUGGUCGGUUUUCUCGGUGUCACGUGGACGCAUCUGCAUAACAUUGCGCUGUUGACCGAGUACAUGGAGCACGGCGACCUCUGGGGCCUCCUCCAGUCGCGGCCGCAACUGGCGUGGACGGCCGCGGACGCCAAGCGCGCCAACGUCGCGUGUGACGUGACCAAAGCGUCGCUGCUGCUCGACGUCGUCAAGGGCCUUCGGUACCUCCACGCGUGCGACCCCACGGUCGUCCACCGCGACCUCAAGGCCAAGAACGUGCUCAUUGGCUCGGAUUUUGUCGCCAAGCUCGGCGACUUUGGCUCGAGUCGGCUCUACGACGAGGACGACAACACGAUGACGUCGGAGAUCGGCACCAUCCCGUGGAUCGCCCCCGAAGUGCUCAAGGGCGUGCGCUACAGCGAGAAGGCCGACAUGUACUCGCUCGGCGUCCUGCUCUCGGAGCUCGAUACGCACAAGAUCCCGUACGCCGACUUUUCCUUGCUGUUGCCCGACGCCGGUGGCAACGUGCAAAUGACCAAAGCGCGCAUCGCGAUGCUGGUGGUCGCCGGCGACUUGCGCCCAACCUUCUCGCCGUCGUGUCCGCCGUCGCUGCUAGCGAUCGCGACCAAGUGCUUGGCCUACGAUCAAAAUGCGCGGCCGACCGCCAGCCAAGUGCAUACAUGGCUCCACCACCUCCACGCCUAAGUCGUAUAUUCAAGUUGUCAUGUCGCAUGUAGACCCAACGACGAUGUUGAUCAUGUCGUAUCGAUACACUGGACAACAUUGUCUGGUGGCGUGUAAAAAGAGUGGUUUUGUAUUGCAA